This is a messenger RNA of Camellia sinensis, 1832 nucleotides long. RefSeq names its product putative amino acid permease 7. NCBI's taxonomy places the organism in Eukaryota, Viridiplantae, Streptophyta, Magnoliopsida, Ericales, Theaceae. The record is from RefSeq and is a predicted model, not a curated record.
AAACAGACCUCAUCAUAGCAAAAAAGAAAGGAAGAUUCUUUUUUUUGGGGGGAGGGGGUCAGUUUUUAGAACGACUUUAAACAGUAAAUUGGGGCAUCGUUGACGGAACACAAAGACUCCGAUCGUCGUUGUCGCUGGCUCUAAAAGUAGUCCACCAAUACUAUCAUGACUUGGCAGUUUGGAAGAAGGCUAUGGGAGAGGGAGAGGGAGAGGGAAAGGGAGAUGAAGGUCAAGAUCAUCAGACCCCUUUGGUUGAUUCUUCCAUCGACAGAACUGGGAACAUAUGGACCGGUGUGGCGCACAUAAUAACGGGAGUGAUAGGAUCAGGGGUACUAUCACUAGCAUGGAGCAUGUCUCAGUUGGGGUGGAUUGCAGGCCCAUUGGCUAUGCUGCUCUUUGCAUCAGUAACCUUUGUUUCUGCCUUCUCUCUCUGCCACUGUUACAGAUCACCCGAUCCAGAUUGCGGGCCCAAGAGAAAUCCCUCCUACCUGGAAGCUGUUCGGACGAUUUUAGGAAAGAGGAGCGCAGCAGUGUGUAGUGUCUUUCUAAGAUUAAAUUUUUUGAAGGUGGGCGUUGUAUAUACGAUUACGUCUGCUAUCAGCAUGAGAGCAAUUCAGAAAUCAAACUGUUACCACAAAGAAGGGCACAAAGCUGCUUGUGAAUAUGGAAGCACUUCUAAUUAUAUGCUUUUGUUUGGAAUUGUUCAAGCAUUAAUGUCUCAGAUACCCAAUUUCCGUAAUACAGAAUGGCUCUCAAUUGUCGCUGCAGCCAUGUCCUUCUCUUAUGCUUCCAUUGGAUCGGUACUUGGCCUAGCAAAAGUAAUCGGAGAUGGAAGCAUAAAGGGUAGCAUUGGAGGUGUACCGGCUUCUACUACUACUAAAAAAGUAUGGUUAGUGGCUCAAGCACUUGGGGACAUUGCUUUUGCCUUUCCAUUCUCCGUCAUUCUGAUUGAGAUACAGGACACUUUGAAGUCACCACCGCCAGAAAAGGUGACGAUGAAGAAGGCAUCAACCGCUGCAAUCAGUAUUACGACAUUUUUCUACCUCUGCUGUGCCGGGUUUGGCUAUGCGGCAUUUGGGAAUUCUACCCCUGGGAACCUCUUGACAGGAUUUGGAUUCUACGAGCCAUAUUGGCUCAUUGACUUUGCUAAUGCAUGCAUCAUUCUUCAUUUAGUUGGAGGAUAUCAGGUAUUCAGUCAACCCUUAUUUGCUGAUUUGGAAGGAUUGAUUGCUGAGAAAUUCCCCAACAGCAGAUUUAUAAACAAAAACUACAUUUUGAAAGUCCCACCAUUGCAUGCAUUUAGAUUAAAUCUUCUCAGGCUGUGUUUUCGAACCACUUAUGUUGCAUUAACCACCGGACUUGCAAUGCUCUUCCCUUACUUCAACCAAGUCGUUGGAGUGGCAGGGUCAUUGAACUUUUGGCCAUUGGUUGUAUUUUUCCCAACGCAAAUGUACAUCGUGCAGAAGAAUAUUGGACCUUGGACAAGAAAAUGGAUCGGGGUUCGCAUUUUUACCCUUGUUUGCUUGUGUGUGACAUUGUUUGCCUUGGUUGGAUCACUUGAAGGACUGAUAACAGCAAAGUUUGGCUAACGUAUGUAUUGUUUUUCUCUCUUCUUGAAUGGAAGAGUAUAAGAUAUCUUUGUAAUUGUAUGAUAUGUAAUAGUUUGUCCAAUUGAUUCAGCCAACUAAGAAGGUUACUGGGGUGUUUAGUGUGGAUUAUAGAGGGUGAUUAUAACUUAUUUUAAUUUGAGAAUUUGUGUCAGACUGUUUGGUACAGCUUCUAUUUACAACUUUUCAGGCAGAAAUAGUUUAAAUAAGUCAGGAAAAAUUGAU